AUGUCGUCGUCGUCAGAUAAGACGGACGCGGAGAAGGGAUCCAUCGAGGUCACCGAGGAUGUUGACCUGCGAGAGAAGCUCGUCAACAAUGUCAACGCACGGAUACAAAAUCCUCUGUAUGGUAUCAAGAAGGGCACCCUGAUGCGCCAGGUCGAGGACUUCUGCGCCGAGAAAGGCCUCGCCGAGCACGUCGAUCUCUUCAAGCGUGGCGCCCUACUUGCGCAGAAUCCCAACGACUACGAGAACAUCCCGGAGCUCACGGAGCAGGACCUCGCCGCUGUCCGCUACGAGCGCGAACACAGAUGGUCGCAGCCCGGCGCGCUAUACCUGACGGUCAUCAUCUGCUGCCUGGCGGCGGCGGUGCAGGGGUGGGACCAGACGGGGAGCAACGGCGCCAACCUCUCGUUCCCGCAGGAGUUUGGCAUCCCCAUCAACGACCCCAACGAUCCCAACCGGGAGCGGAACGAGUGGAUUGUGGGCAUGAUUAACGCGGGCCCUUACAUUGCUUGCGCUGCCCUCGGGUGCUGGCUUACGGACCCUCUUAACCACUAUCUCGGUCGUCGCGGCGUCAUUUUUGUCUGCGGUAUAUUCUGCACGCUCACCGUUAUCGGAUCCGGCCUAUGCCAGACCUGGCCGCAACUCUUCAUCUGCCGCCUGCUCCUCGGGAUCGGCAUGGGCGCCAAAGCGUCUACCACCCCCGUCUUCGCAGCGGAGAACGUACCGGCAAUGAUUCGCGGCGGCCUCGUCAUGUCCUGGCAGCUCUGGACCGCCUGCGGCAUCUGGCUCGGCUUCUGCGCCAACCUCGCCAUGCAAAACGUCGGCCGGAUUGCCUGGCGCCUCCAGCUAGGCUCCGCCUUCAUCCCCGCCGUCCCCAUGACCAUUGGCAUCUACUUCUGCCCCGAGUCCCCGCGCUGGUACAUGAAGCACAACCGCUAUCGCGAGGCCUUCAAGUCGUUCAAGCGCCUCCGGAACACGGAGAUUCAGGCGGCGCGUGAUUUGUACUAUGUCCAUCGCCAGCUUGUGGAGGAGUUCGAGGUAUUGAAGGGCUCGAGCUACUUUAAGCGGCUCAUUGAGCUGUUCACUAUCCCGCGCGUCCGCCGGGCGACGCUGGCGAGUGGCAUUGUUAUGCUCGCGCAGCAGAUGUGCGGUAUCAACAUCAUCGCCUUCUACUCCUCCUCCGUCUUCACGGAUGCGGGAUACUCAGCGACGCAGGCUCUGUGGGCGUCCUUCGGCUUCGGUCUCGUCAACUUCGUCUUCGCAUUCCCUGCCGUCUGGACCAUCGACACCUUCGGUCGCCGCAAUCUCCUUCUCUUCACCUUCCCCAACAUGUUUUGGACGCUGCUCGCGGCCGGCUUGUGCUUCCAAAUCCCGGAUGGAAGCGCGGCAAAGGUGCCGUUGAUUGCCUUCUUCAUCUACCUCUUCGCCGCCUUCUACUCCCCCGGCGAAGGGCCCGUGCCGUUCACGUACUCGGCCGAAGUCUUCCCGCUGACCCACCGCGAGCUGGGAAUGUCAUGGGCCGUGGCCACAUGCCUCGGCUGGGCUGCCGUACUCUCCAUCACCUUCCCGCGCAUGAAGACUGCGCUGACGCCCACGGGAGCCUUCGGCUUCUACGCCGGCCUCAACGUCGUCGCGCUCGUGCUCAUCUUCCUGUUCCUGCCCGAGACCAAGCAGCGCACGCUCGAGGAGCUGGACUACGUCUUCGCCGUACCCACGAGCAAGCACGUCAGCUACCAGGUGAACAAGACGCUGCCGUACUGGUUCAAGCGGUACAUCUUGUGGCGGAAGGACGCGAAGCUUGAGCCCCUUUACCAUCUCGACCAGGUCGACUCCAUCACUGUCUUCGAGAAGGGAGCUGGGCAUUAG
Schizophyllum commune H4-8 is the source of this 1863-nucleotide messenger RNA. RefSeq lists its product as uncharacterized. Gene Ontology annotation, cellular component: membrane. NCBI's taxonomy places the organism in Eukaryota, Fungi, Basidiomycota, Agaricomycetes, Agaricales, Schizophyllaceae. The transcript has 11 exons. The coding region runs from base 1 to 1863 and encodes 620 amino acids. Gene Ontology annotation, molecular function: myo-inositol:proton symporter activity. Gene Ontology annotation, biological process: transmembrane transport. The record is from RefSeq and is a predicted model, not a curated record.